AUGGUGUAUAGCCAGCUACAAGCUCUAAAGCGGAACUACUAUCUGGAUUGGCUGAGGAAUCUGCACAAGGGCAAGCCAAAAACAUUUGCCAUUACCUUCAUGGGAGUCAAGCAGAUUUGUACCAUUGAGGGCGAAAACCUCAAGGCAAUUCAAGCAACCAACUUCAAAGACUUUGGGCUGGAGCCCAUGCGCCGGAAGACGAAAGGUGCGAUGCCCUUUGCCGACAAGGGCAUCAGCACAACGGAUGGAAAGAACUGGGAGUUUGCUCGAUUUCUCGUGAAGCCUUUCUUCUACAGAGAAGUUUACGCUAGCAUUGACCGAGUCGACCCUUACGUCCGUAAGCUAUUCGGCCUCCUGCCAGAAGAAGAUGGCGUGACAUUUGACAUCCAGCCUCUGAUUCAGCGAUGGUUCCUUGAUUUAACGAGCGAGUUUAUCUUUGGCAAGACUAUGGAUUCUAUGACUUAUCCCGAUCGUGCCAACAUCACAUGGACUAUGCUAGACGUUCUACGAGGCGGUCGACUUCGCAUCCAAAUGUACAAGUUUCUGUGGGCAUUCAACUGGAACUGGUGGCUGAAGGCCGUUUACGAAGUCCAUGACUUUGUCAACGUACACAUCCGCAGCACAUAUAAAGAACUCGCAGCGCGCGAACAGCGUAUCAGGGACGGGCUGCCUGUGGGCCCAGAGCGUGUUGAUCUCCUGUGGUAUAUGGCUACCCACGUCAGAGAUGAGGAGGAACUGAGGUCUCAGCUGUGUCUGGUUUUUGUUCCAAACAACGACACCACGUCCAUCUUCAUUAGCAACUGCAUAUGGCACCUAGCUCGUGAUCAUGAAGCAUGGCAGAAGCUGCGCAAGGAAGUUCUCGACUACGGCGAUCAGCCCAUCACAUUCGAGUCCCUAAGAAGCAUGCCCUAUCUGAACGGCGUGCUCAAUGAGACACAUCGGUUGACUCCCAACAACAUCGUCCAAGUGCGUGCUUGCCUCAACGAUUCCGUCCUGCCUCUGGGUGGGGGUCCUGAUGGCAAGUCGCCCUUAUACGUGAACAAAGGCGACCUCGUCUCAGUAACCAAGACCGUCAUGUAUCGCGACCCAGAUAUCUGGGGUCCCGACGUCGAUGUAUUCAGACCGGAGCGUUUUUUUGGUGUCCGCGGCAACUGGAACUUUCUGCCCUUUGGGGGCGGUCCUCGUCGGUGCCCUGCGCAGAUGAUGGUCCAGACAGAGUCGGCCUAUAUGCUGUUCCAACUGGCAAAGAGGUACUCGCGACUUGAGUGUCGUGACCCGGAGCCUUACACCGCCGUGAUGCGGAUCGGGCCGUCCAAUAUUAACGGCGUCAAGAUAGCUUUCUACAAGUGA
Messenger RNA from Trichoderma reesei QM6a, 1350 nucleotides. RefSeq lists its product as uncharacterized. Gene Ontology annotation, molecular function: oxidoreductase activity, acting on paired donors, with incorporation or reduction of molecular oxygen, reduced flavin or flavoprotein as one donor, and incorporation of one atom of oxygen; iron ion binding; heme binding. The record is from RefSeq and is a predicted model, not a curated record. Lineage: Eukaryota; Fungi; Ascomycota; Sordariomycetes; Hypocreales; Hypocreaceae. The transcript has 3 exons. Bases 1 to 1350 code for a protein of 449 amino acids.